AUGCCGAUGAUUUUUUUCAUUUUCAAGAUCGUUGUUGUCGUGGCUUUUGGAGUCGAUAUAGUUCACGGGGGAAUAACUUCUAUCAUUGGAAACCCUGUCAAAGUAAUCAAAGAUGAACUCGAUGGACUAACGUUCAUUGAUCUAAGACUCUCUGUUGUCUACCCGUUGAUACAAAGCUUCAAGAACACCAUCUCCUCCGACCCCCUUAACAUCACUGGAUCUUGGGUCGGGUCAGAUAUAUGUAGUUACAGAGGGUUUUACUGUGACAACCCGCCAGACAACAAAACUGCCAUCACUCUUGCAUCCAUCGACUUCAAUGGAUUCCAACUCACAGCCCCAAGUCUUGAUGGUUUCCUUGACCAACUACCCGACCUUGCGCUCUUUCAUGCUAACUCUAACUUCUUUUCAGGCUCCAUCUCUCCAAACAUAGCUAAGCUUCCUUACCUGUACGAACUCGACAUCAGCAACAACUUAUUUUCUGGAUCUUUUCCAAACUCGAUACUAGGUAUGAACAGCUUAUCGUUUCUUGAUAUCCGGUUUAAUCUCUUUACAGGUUCAAUCCCACCUCAACUCUUCACAAAAGACUUGGACAUCUUGUUUGUGAACAACAAUAAUUUCAUUCAGAAACUAGCUGAAGUUCUCGGAAACUCACAUAUUCUAUACCUCACCUUAGCCAACAACAAAUUCUAUGGACCGAUUCCUCGUACCAUCGCCAGAUACUUGUCGGGUUUAUCAGAGGUUUUGCUAUUAAACAACAUGCUGAGUGGAUGCCUCCCUUAUGAGAUCGGUUUCUUGAAAGAAACCGUGGUUUUUGACGCUGGGAACAACCUUUUAACAGGUCCAUUACCAUUUUCGUUAGGGUGUUUGAAGAAAGCAGAAGUGCUUAACUUCGCUGGGAACUUGUUGUAUGGGAUGGUGCCGGAAGUGGUUUGUGCCAUGAGUAGUCUGGCUAACCUGUCGUUGUCUGAUAACUAUUUCAUUCAAGUAGGUCCGAUUUGCAGAGGGUUGAUGAAGAAAGGGGUGCUUGACGUGAGGAAGAACUGCAUCCCUGGGCUCCCAUCUCAGAGGCCGGUAUGGGAGUGUGCGGCAUUCUUUGCAAAGCCGAGGUAUUGUUCUUACAUGCAGACAUACCAUUACCUUCCUUGUUGGUUGCCUCAUUUCGGUGGUUCUCAGAUGAGUCUCACGGAACUGGCUCCUUCACCUUUUUGA
Molecule: messenger RNA, 1209 nt
Organism: Lactuca saligna
Lineage: Eukaryota; Viridiplantae; Streptophyta; Magnoliopsida; Asterales; Asteraceae
Source: the annotation of a GenBank genome assembly